GUAUAUCCACUUGCGAAUGUGAUGACUUUCCUUAAGGAAAUCUUAUACUCGCACUCGCACGACGUAGGGGAACUUAUCGAUUUUCAUUCAACAUACAUUCAGCCCCAAUAAUAGUGAAUGUGAAUUUGUUUUCUUUUUAAUUCUGCCUUCAACUCAACUCAAAUCGUGCAGUUUUAAAAUAUUUCGAAGGUGUUCAAUUAAAUUAAACAAAAAUCGAAACAAACACGAAGGACAUUUCAAAUUGAAUCAGGAAUCAGGUUUUUUUGUUUGGUUUUUUUGCUGAAAAAAAUCCAACUAUGGCCGACAGUGAAUUCGAAGAAUUUCGCAGGCCCUUCGAGCAGAUACCUACCACAAACUACACCAAAAACAAUACACAAUCCUUUUAUUCCCUCAUUCCAAAUGACGACUUGGAAGACUCCCCCUCCUCGAAGAGUGACUCCUCUGACAUGGAAGACGGAUGUGAUCCUUCAAUACGGCCGAUGGAAAAGCUGACAAAAACACCACGAAACCCAUGUCAAGUUGUUGAGGAUGACGAAAUGGGAGAUGGCUUGAAGAUGAUAUCGAAAAAUGACAAUCUGGAUGCAUCCUUUACGACAGUUCCGGAGUUAAAUGGAUUCUUACCCCCGGUUGGCACUCAGAGGAGAAGACGAAAACUUCCCGAAAUUCCGAAGAACAAAAAAUCUUCCAUUCUGCAUCUUCUAGGGCAAAUGUCGCAAAUGUCAUUAGCUGACGAAAUGCAGUCAGAAAAUCGUUCUGGAGGAGGUCAGACAACUUUGAUGUCACAACAAUUUGGGGGCUCAGCAAAUCAGAGGACUUUUCUCUCACUCAAAUGUGGAUAUCUACUGGACGAAGACUCUAGCCCAGAUUCAGAACGAUUGCAGAGCUUGGGAGACGUGGAUAGUGGUCAUAGUACAGCUCAUUCUCCGAAUGAUUUCAAAAGUAUGUCCCCACAAAUGCCUUCGCCAGUAUCCCAGUCUCCCUUUCCUACCCCAUUCGGGGGAGUACCUUUCGGGCAGUUGGAAAUGCUCGAGGCUACCCAUCGAGGUCUACACAAGUUCAUACCUCGACAUCAUGACGAAAUUGAGGUGGAAAUUGGUGAUGCAAUUUACGUGCAGAAGGAGGCAGAUGAUCUUUGGUGUGAGGGGGUGAAUAUUCGCACUGGGCGCCAGGGAAUAUUCCCUUCAGCUUAUGCUGUCGAUUUGGAUUACAACGAUUUCGAUCCGACAGCACAGCAGGUGAAGAAGGAACGCUAUUUGCUUGGAUAUUUGGGUUCAGUUGAGACUUUAGCUCACAAAGGGACAGGUGUUGUUUGCCAAGCUGUUCGCAAGAUUGUUGGGGAGUAUGGCAAUUCGCCAACUGGUCAGGUAUGCAUUUUGGAAGUCUCAGAUCAAGGAUUGCGUAUGGUUGAUCGUUCUGGGCCAAAGACCAAAAAGGACAAGAAACCAUGCAUAGAUUAUUUCUAUUCCUUAAAAAAUGUUUCGUUCUGCGCCUUCCACCCUCGCGACCACCGCUUCAUUGGAUUCAUUACAAAACAUCCAACAGUGCAACGAUUUGCAUGCCACGUUUUUAAAGGCUCUGAGUCAACAAGGCCAGUAGCUGAAGCAGUUGGGAGGGCAUUUCAACGCUUCUAUCAAAAGUUCAUUGAGACAGCAUAUCCAAUCGAAGAUAUUUACAUUGAAUAAAUCAAACUAACUCAAAUGUACUCAUGUUUUGUCUUCAAUAGGUUAAUUUAUUUAAAUCAAAAGCAAAAAACAAAAUGAGAGAGAGACAGAGAUCGAAAGAUUCAAAAACAAAAUAACAAAAUAAUUUAUUUUUAAUCAAUAACAAUAAUAAUUUUAUGAAAACCAUUUAAAAAAACAUAAUAAUAAAUUCACGCUCUGUAUAAAAGCACACUUAUUAUUUAAUUUAAUACAUUUAUUUUUACAAUUAAUUUUAAAUAAAAAAAUAAAUACCUACAAGAAAAAAUAAAUAAACAAAAAAAACUCUCUUCAAAAGUAUUAAUUGAUUUUAUUUUUAAGUCAAAUCAGCAUCAGAGUUAUAUUCCUUAUUAAAAAAAAAAUGUUAAAAUUUUCUGAUUAUUAAAAUUUAAUACAAAUCCAUAUGCAAUCAAUAGAAAAAAAACAUUGAAAUUCAGCACAAAAUAAUAAAAAAAAAAAACGUUUGUUAAUUUCUUAGAACAUUAAGUAUUAAAAUGUAAAUACAAAAAUAUAACAUUUUAAGCCUGCAAGCUGUUGACACUAUUUUGUGUGCAGGCAUACUUUUGGGCCAGAAUUAAUAAAAAAAAAUAAAAAAAAAGAAAAAACAAAUUAAGAUCGAUUGGACGAACCAGCCUUUCCGCAUUCUGAUUUUUAAAAAAAAUUUAAAUUUUCCAUUUUCUUUAGACCUAAGUUCAUACUAUACUGCUACUUUCUGAUUCUUAACGUUACUACUUUUUCUUAUGAUUAUAGUAAUAUGAAUUUAUUUUCACGUGAAACGACUCAAAACCUCAAAAAAGGUAACUAAACUAUUUAAAUUUUAUACAAGAUAACUUUUUUUUGUCUAAAUGCUGUAUCCACUCAAGCCAAAUAUUUCAAAACUGAUGUAAAUUUUAUAUUUUCAUACAAAACUUUGUAUGUUCCAUCUCUGUGGGAAAUGACUCAACAAAUCGAUUAUGGACUUAUGUCCCACCUUGUUUUGGGAAAUAAAUUCACAAAAAAAUGUGUGCAGCUAUACUUUACCCUAAACAUUUUUAUUUUAAGGUAUCCAAUUCCAAACAUAAUAAAAUUGUGGAGUUAUGUCUCAACAAGGUGUGCCAUAAAUUCACUAUAUGGAUUUAUAUCCCUUAGCCAUUGUAUUAAGUUAAGCAAUGAUUAACGUUCUAAUUUGCAAAGAAAAGUGGAACGUAAUUUUGUUUUAUCUCAAUAUCUUCGUUGUGGCAUUCAAACAACGUUAGGUGCAAAUUUAAAAAAAUUGAAAGGACUGCUAGUAAAAUGUUUGACCAAAAGUUUUUGAACAGCACUUUAUGUUAAUUACGAGUAAUUACCAAACAUAGGCGGACACUUCUUAGAUUAGAAUGAUCGGUACAUAUUAAUUUGAACCUAUGUAUAUAAAAUUAACAAAGAAAUUUUUGAUUGCGUUUAAGAUACUUUGAAAAGUUUGUUUAUUCGAUAUUCACAAUAGAAAGCACGUCCCGAUCGGCCCUAAGCGAACUUGUUUAAUAUACCAAAUGAAAAAAAAGCAUCCUAAUCAACUCAUCCAUUUCGGAAAAUAUCUUUAAAUCGAUGCAUUUCUUAAAUAAAAAAAAACUUUAAUUAUAUAAAUUAAAAGAAACUACUUUUCUUGGUAAAGACACAUUAUAGUUACAGAUCGAGAGAAAAUCCUUAGAUACAAAAAUAAGAUAUGCCAGUGAUGAAAAAAGAUAAAGGUUUAUCUAUAUUUUAUUCAAAAAAUGUAUGUAAAUAAUAAAGACAGAUCCCCAAUUUAGAAAAAAAAAAAUAUUUAAUUAAAAAAAUACCUAAUAUUGAAAUUAAAAAUAAUAAAAUUACUAGCUACUAUUUUUAUAACAGAACGGAAAAGCGCAUAAAUGAAACCAAAAAAAUAAUAAAUACAGAUUUCAUUUCAAAAAUAUUAAACCGUUACUAACAGAAAAAAAAA
Messenger RNA from Episyrphus balteatus (marmalade hoverfly), 3633 nucleotides. It is a transcript of the gene Aplip1, whose product is annotated as JNK-interacting protein 1. Bases 297 to 1682 code for a protein of 461 amino acids. Gene Ontology annotation, molecular function: protein binding. The transcript has 6 exons. Gene Ontology annotation, biological process: regulation of JNK cascade. Gene Ontology annotation, cellular component: cytoplasm. The record is from RefSeq and is a predicted model, not a curated record. Lineage: Eukaryota; Metazoa; Arthropoda; Insecta; Diptera; Syrphidae.